Molecule: messenger RNA, 458 nt
Organism: Pseudovirgaria hyperparasitica
Lineage: Eukaryota; Fungi; Ascomycota; Dothideomycetes; Acrospermales; Acrospermaceae
Exons: 1
Source: RefSeq, a predicted model, not a curated record
AUCCAACAUGAUCCCCAAACGAUGCGGACAUCCGUCAAUGAUGGACACUAGUGAAGAUCAUCAUCAAAACGGCCCCCUCAACACACCACAUAAUCUGUUGUGUGCUCACGAGACGCCCAUCACCAUAGUGCUGUGUUUACACUGUCUGCAGAGAGCGAGCACGCCGCUGCCCAUAGCAGUACGAGAAGGCAAUACACGGCGUAGUGAAGUUGCGUUGACUGCCCAAUGGAUCGAGAGACGGCUGUUAGAACACGGUGGGCGGGAUGCUUAUAUAGCCAGCGGAAGAGCAAUGUGUGAGAAUGCCUCCUACCCGGACGCCUGGCUGGCUGGCUUGAUUGAUGCUGCGCCGGGUAGGUAGCAGUGACUGAAGGUUGAAUAAUCUUUUUCUCGACGCAGCCCUACAGUAUCGCCCCCAGCACAUGGCUGUGUGCUUCCAAGGCAAGCUUGCUACGAAGAUG